AGUGUGGAUCUUUUUUUUUUUUUUUUAGCAUAUUAAUUUAAUUGUUACAUCCAAACUCAAGUAGUGUUACAGCUAUACUGGAGUACAACAUACCUCUUUGUAUUUGACAUUAAUUUACAUAAUCUGUGAUGAUGUAGUCCAAGUGUGUGUCAUUCAUAGCAGACAAAUACAGGUACCGUAUCUCAAGCACAAAGAACCACUAAGUUACACUGUAGUGCUUAAAAAUAUUUUACUGCACACUUUACAUAUAAUAAAGUGUUCGUUGUAAUGAGCUAGUAAUGCGAGAGGACAUAUGUUUAAUGUGCUGUGUGUGCUGUGUUUGUGUGUCUGCCUCUCCCACCAGCACGUCGGGGGCAUUGUUUCCGACGAUCCAGGAGAAAAAGUCCAUUGUUGUUGCGAACUUUUUAAUCCCGGGAUUUAAAGCCCAUCACAUGCUCAGACGGAGCUCCAGCACUGAGGAGGAAACCAUUCAUCCCGAAAGGACAGGGAGACGCUUUUUUUUUUUUUUUUAACGCACUGCGAUGCCGCUUGUGCACCUUUUGGGACUUUAGGAUCGUAAAAAAAAAAAAACUUUCUCUUUCCUCCGGGGAAACGUUGUUGGAUAAACAUGACGCACAAGUACAGCCAGCGCUCUCUGAUCGUCUUGUCUUUACUGGGGAUUUUAUCCGCCAUCAUGUCGGUUCUGUCGGUGAUUUUGAUUUUCCAGCUGCAGUCCCAGCAGACGGCGGUGAAGGAGUCUCCGCCGUCCACCUCCGCGCUCGUCCCCGCUCAUGUGUGGGCCGUGCUGCUGCCCGUGUCCACGGUGCUCUCCGCGCUGUCGCUCACCCUCAACCUGAGCUCCGUGGUGGUGUGUUUGCUCCACAGCUACUUUUCCACCGAGGUCUGCAGAGGAGAGCAGGACACCGAGAGAGCAGACUGGUUCCUUUUGGACAGCAGAGCAGUGCGACAUGUGGCCAUUGGACUCUUCUGUCUGGGGGUUUCUGUCUACUUGGCAGCUAUGUCCAUCUUCAUGCUCCUCAUAUUUGAGAUGGAGACGGGUAUUGCCAGUGCUUGUGUACUCUCCUCUGGGAUCCUGAUCCUGUUGGUGGCCGUGAUACACUCCCUGGUCAGAGCUUCCCAAACAGCCAAGCACUACCACAGCGACCGCCUCGACACCCUCUAUCAGAACGACCACGGGAGCAGCAGCACGCCGCUCUCUCGGCCCUGCGAGCUGAAGAUCGGUGUGGACAAACCGCGGAUGCACCGCAGCCAGUCUCACCUCCAGCACCAGAUCUCCUUCUCUCAGUGUGGCAGCCCGAGACAGCGAGAACUGUACCACCAACAGCAGUACUCCCCUGCAGGAGGUUCGCAGGGACACGCCAGUGAUAAAGAUGGCUACAGCAGUGGCGGCAGCUGUCCUCGAAUGCACAGGACCCUGUCUACUGAAUCUGGUUUACUGCAGGCCCAAGUUAAACCCUGGAACGGGGUCAACAAUGAGAUGAGGAGUGUCCUUGCACGCAAGUCGGGGAUUUCUGCAAAAGACUCCACUCUUGUGUGACACAAAGCAAGCUGAGCUCCUGGUUAAACACAACAGUGGCUACAGAAGACUGAUCUCCUUCAAGUACUCCAUGUGGAUGCGAACAAGUGAAACCCGAGCGCAGAUGUAGAGCUGUCAGUUUGUACAUUUUCCACUCAGUGUGUUUAUCCUGACUGAUUGCAGACAACAUGGAACUGACUGGAAAACACAACUUAGUUUUCCCCUUUUACCUUCUUAUUUCAGAUCAUAUAUGAGCAUUUUUUAACUUGGUGGAAAAUAUAUUGUAUAAUUUGUAGUGUUUUGUAUGAAUGAACUUGAUUUAAAUCUCACUAUAAACACACCAAUGUCACCCAAGUAUCAACUGGGCAAAUUUAUAGCUUUCAUUGUAAUAAUGUAAAUACUUUAUUCUGCUGUAUAUAUGUGCACAGCAUGCAGAUGUGUUUCAUUAUGUGCGGUUCAAAAUGAUUUCACAAAAAUCUUAAAUAAAUUUAUUCUAGAAAAUAUAAUUUGAGGUAAAAAUGAAGAUAUUAAAACAAUAUUCACAAAA
Stegastes partitus (bicolor damselfish) is the source of this 2063-nucleotide messenger RNA. RefSeq names its product transmembrane protein 221 (gene tmem221). The coding region runs from base 608 to 1537 and encodes 309 amino acids. The transcript has 3 exons. NCBI's taxonomy places the organism in Eukaryota, Metazoa, Chordata, Actinopteri, Pomacentridae. The record is from RefSeq and is a predicted model, not a curated record.